Messenger RNA from Laetiporus sulphureus 93-53, 561 nucleotides. RefSeq lists its product as uncharacterized. The transcript has 2 exons. NCBI's taxonomy places the organism in Eukaryota, Fungi, Basidiomycota, Agaricomycetes, Polyporales, Laetiporaceae. The record is from RefSeq and is a predicted model, not a curated record. The annotation marks the transcript as partial.
GGUGAAGAGGAACAUCGAACCGUCAAGGCUGAUUAUCGUAGGACGAAUAAGAACAAACAUGAAGGGAAGAUUGCUGGGCAUCAACAUCACACAGUGACUAUACAGAAGAUGAAGCGACGUGAUGAAGAAAGACGUCACCAUGAGAUGAAAAAUGCCACGAAGCGUGACAAACAUCGAUUUGCUCAUGCGCAUGAAGAAGCAACUUCUUCGAAUCUGCAUGGUGCAAGGGUCAACGUAGGAUCUGAGGACGAGACACUUGAACCUACAUCUCCAGAGGCAAGGUAUCACAUCUCCCACUUGCAGAAAAACUUUCAAGAUAUCACAACCUGGCUUCGAGUGAAUAAGGAUGAUCCUGCUUGUAAGAACUUUCUGCCACUUCUGAAAGAUCACAUUCUUGGUCGCCUAUGCUGUCGUGGAUAUGACGGUGAUGAAAGGGGCUUCUCGGAGUCUGAUCACUGUACAGUGGUCUUCGAGAAAAACAGGAUGUAUUUUCACUCGGUUUUGCAGCUCAACUAUACAACUUAUGAUCUGCGCCGCACACAAAAUUCAGUUAAUCCAUGA